AUGGCGGGCGAGGCCCGGGCCGCCGGGGACGCGGCGCUGCGCCGCCUCCUGCGGCUGCACCGCACGGAGAUCGCCGUGGCCGUGGACAGCGCCUUCCCGCUGCUGCACGCGCUGGCCGACCACGACGUGGUCCCCGAGGACAAGUUCCAGGAGACGCUGCGUCUGAAGGAGAAGGAGGGCUGCCCACAGGCCUUCCAUGCGCUCCUCUCGUGGCUCCUGACCCAGGACACCGCCGCCAUCCUGGACUUCUGGAGGGUUCUCUUCAAGGACUACAACCUGGAGAGAUACGCCCGGCUGCAGCCCAUCCUAGAGAGCUUCCCAAAAGAUGUGGACCUCAGCCAGCCCCGGAAGGGGAGGAGGCCCCCAGCCGGCCCUAAGGCCACCGCGCUGCUGCCCAGGCCCCCCACCAAGAGGAAGGCCCUGGAGGAGCUGCGGGCCACCCCACCAGCAGCCCUGUCCCCGAGGGGCACCUCCAGCCCAGGCUCCCAGGUCAAGGUCAAGCCCUCCAAGAAGCCAGAGAGCACCGCAGAGCCCCAGCGCCUCCCGCUGGGCAAUGGAAUUCAGACCAUGUCCACUUCGGUCCAGAGAGCCAUGGCCGUGUCAUCUGCGGGAGCCGCAGGAGCCCGUGGGGCCGUGGAGGGCGUCCUCAUCCAGCAGGUGUUUGAGUCAGGUGGCUCCAAGAAGUGCAUCCAGGUUGGGGGGGAGUUCUACACUCCCAGCAAGUUUGAAGACCCUGGUGGGGGAAAGAACAAGACCCGCAGCGGCAGCCUGAAGACCUUGGUCCGAGCCAAGGGGACCCAGGCUCCUGCCCCUGGUGGAGGUGAUCCUCGGGCAGGCCAGCGGGACAGGGCCCCGGGCCCCCCUGCCCUCCCCGGUGAGCCCCAGCUGCACCAGAAGAAUGAGGACGAGUGUGCCGCGUGCCGGGACGGCGGGGAGCUCCUCUGCUGCGACGGCUGCCCCCGCGCCUUCCACCUGGCCUGCCUGACCCCGCCGCUCAGGGAGAUCCCCAGUGGGACCUGGAGGUGCUCCCGCUGCCUCCAGGGAGGAGCCCAGCGGGACCUGCCCCGGGCCGCGGAGCCCCGGCCCCAGGAGCCCCGGCCCCAGGAGCCGCCUGCAGAGACGCCGGUCCUCCUGGGCCUGAGGUCAGUGGGAGAGGAGGCGAGGGGACCGCCCGGGGAGCCCCCCGCUGGAAUGGAUGCCGCUGUCACCUACAAGCACCUGCUGGCCCCACCUUCUGCAGCCCCCCUGACUGUGCUGGACCCCUCAGCCCUGCGCCCCAUCCUGUGUGUGGGUCCCGAGGGGCAGCAGGGCCCGGCGCCCGGCGCGCGCUGCGGGGUGUGCGGGGACGGCGCGGACGCGCUGCGCUGCGCUCUCUGCGCCGCCGCCUUCCACUGGCGCUGCCACUUCCCCGCCGGCACCGCGCGGCCCGGGGCCGCCCUGCGCUGCCGAUCCUGCUCCGGAGACCCCGGCCCGGACCCCGGGGAGGGGGCGCCCGCCGCGAGCCCCGCCCGCCCGCCUCCGGGGACCCCCAAGCUCGGUGUGGGGGACGGCUCUGCUGCGCCCGAGCAGCUUGUGCACAGGGAUGACCUGGAGUCGCUCCUGAGUGAGCACUCCUUUGACGGCAUCCUGCAGUGGGCCAUCCAGAGCAUGUCCCGCCCGCUGGCCGAGGCGCCCACCUUCCCCUCCUGA
This is a messenger RNA of Hippopotamus amphibius kiboko, 1689 nucleotides long. It is a transcript of the gene AIRE, whose product is annotated as autoimmune regulator. Bases 1 to 1689 code for a protein of 562 amino acids. The record is from RefSeq and is a predicted model, not a curated record. The transcript is spliced from 14 exons. Gene Ontology annotation, cellular component: cytoplasm; nucleus. Lineage: Eukaryota; Metazoa; Chordata; Mammalia; Artiodactyla; Hippopotamidae. Gene Ontology annotation, biological process: humoral immune response; regulation of transcription by RNA polymerase II. Gene Ontology annotation, molecular function: DNA binding; DNA-binding transcription factor activity, RNA polymerase II-specific; translation regulator activity.